Penicillium macrosclerotiorum is the source of this 2469-nucleotide messenger RNA. RefSeq names its product extracellular serine-threonine rich protein. The record is from RefSeq and is a predicted model, not a curated record. The transcript is spliced from 3 exons. Gene Ontology annotation, biological process: cell adhesion. The coding region runs from base 1 to 2469 and encodes 822 amino acids. NCBI's taxonomy places the organism in Eukaryota, Fungi, Ascomycota, Eurotiomycetes, Eurotiales, Aspergillaceae. Gene Ontology annotation, molecular function: hyaluronic acid binding.
AUGAAGGCCUUCGCAUCUGCUACGUUUUUAUCGCUCCUCGCGGGCACUCAGGCAACCUCCGGGUACUGGGGCUCCGAACAAUGCUAUUCUAGCCCAGGAAGAUCCUCCAACCAGUGUAACGACUACCAGAAGUCCGGCUUUGACUGGUCAAGCCUGUCCACUGGCUCGUUCUCUUCGUAUGGUGGUUUCGACUUCUCCGGUUUCAGCUGCUCCAACAGUUUCGGAUCCGGACUCUCCAAGCGCAAUGAGAAAUGCAUCGUCGGUACCGCCUCUCGUGGCGGAAGCUCUUCGGGAAGUUCGUCUUCCUCCGGCAGCUCCUCUUCCUCUCGAGGGUCUUCGUCCUCGGGCAGCUCAAGCAGCAGUGGCUCUUCUUCCCCGUCCUUCUCGUGCGGCUCUUCCGAGAAUGAUUUCUCAGUCACCCACUUCCACAUCUCCACCUCUAAGGAUACGGACAUGAACAUCAUCUACAACAUGCCGGAUGGUUCCCAGUGUCACAAUACCGCCUCCUGCACUUCCGGCGGCACAACCGUCACCAAUGACCAGUGUGGUGGUGCUACCUCGGUCUCCUUCGAGCUGCCCGAGGACAGCGAGCACGAGAGCUGCGAUUUUGGUAUCUACAGCAUUGGCUUCGACUGCACUCCCGGCACCACCUCGGCCUUGCCCUCGGGGCCCUCCAGCACUGCCGGCGUGAGCUCCUCGGUGCCUACCGUGCCGGCCAUCUCUAGCCCUACCGGCUCCAGCCCAGUUGGUUCCACUGUGCCUGUGGUGUCCAGCCCGUCAGUGCCCAGCAUCACGCCGGGUGCUGGCUCUUCUACGGCCGUCAGUGUCCCGCCCAAGAUGACUACCUCGACCGUUCUGAUCACCAGCGAGAUCACCAUCACCAGCUGUGCCCCGACUGUCACGAACUGCCCCGCAGAUUCCACUGUGGUGACCUCGACCGUUUACGCCUCGACUACCGUAUGCCCUGUGACCGAGACUUCUCCCGCUGGAUCAACUCCCACUGGAUCUAGCCCGGUGGAGACUUCUCCUGCUGGCUCGUCUCCUGCUGGCUCUACUCCUGCUGGCUCUACUCCUGCUGGCUCUACUCCUGCUGGCUCUACUCCUGCUGGCUCUACUCCUGCUGGAUCGACUCCUGGCAGUUCUAGCCCUAGCGGUAGCUUGCCUGCAACUUCUCCGGCUCCCUCUGGCUCGUCUCCUGUCACCACCCCCUCGGCACCUGCUGGUGGCGCCUCAUCUGUUCCUCCGGAGUCGACUGUGACCAUCGUGACCUACACGACUACCACCGAGUGCCCUGUUACUAGCACUAUCAGCUCUGGCGGCUCUUCCUCUGUGAUCACCACCAACACCAUCUCGACUGUGAUUGUGACCUCGACCUCGACCAUCUGCACUCGAUGCACUGCUGGCUUCACCACCGUUCCCAGCGUGACUGGCACUGCCCCUGGUGGCACUGAAUCUAGCCCGGCUCCUACUGUCUCUGCUCCAACCACCUCGAUUCCUACUGGUGCUAGCGCUGGUUCUACCCCCUCGGUUCCGGAGGACUCCACCACCUUCGUUACUACAUACGAGACUGUCACUACUUGCCCAGUGACCAACACCGUGACCACCGGUGGCUCGACCAUUGUUGUCCCUACCAGCACCUUGUCCACCAUCACGGUCACCGAGACGUCUACUGUUUGCACCAAAUGUAGUGCUGGUGCUACUGGUACUUCUGCUUUGCCAACUGGCGCUGGCGCUGGCUCUGUCACCACUUCGGCAGGCUCUGGCUCGACUGGCUCUUCGUCCGUGCCGAGCUCCAUUCCCUCGUCUUCUUGCCCUAACACUGUGCCCCAGUGCAUCAACACUUGGCUCUCUCUGGUUCCCAAGUGCACCUCCAACAGUGAUGCCAAGUGCUUCUGCCCCAACGAGAAGUUUACCGAGAAGGUCAUCUCUUGCAUUCAGGCAUGGGGCUCGUCCAAGAGCGAGAUCCAAGCCGGUCUCUCCUACUUCACCGGUAUUUGUGCUGCUUGGGUUGAUGAGAACCCCGGCAUUGUGACUGGUAUCCCCUCGACUAUCACCCUGGCCCCGACUGUCUCAUCAUCCGUUCCUACCGGCGCCAGUGCCAACGGUGUGACUUCUACUCCCGCGGAAAUCACCUCUGCCCCCGCGCUUCCCUGCACCACGAUUACUUACUCGACCUACACUGUCACUGUGCCCCAGGUCACCUUCAUUACCACCACUGCCAUUGGCUCUUCCCCGACUGUUGGCCUUGUCCCUGCGGCUCCCAGUGGUGCCUCGCCUGUCAACACAGGCAACAGCCCCGUCUCUGUGGGUGCGUCGUCGACCAUCGCCACUAGCGUGGCAUACACUCCUCACGCCACUGCAGGUGCCUCCGCCAGCUCCUUGCCGGUCUUCAACUCGGCCUCGACUGUGUCGAUCGCCUCCAGCCUUUUGUUGGGCUCUGUGGUCGCUCUCUUCAGCUUGAUGCUGUAG